AUGAAUACCAGCUGGGCCGUCGCGACGCCGCCCGCUCGCGAGGAAGAGCCCGCCUCCGCAAUUGAGAGCCUUCCGAACGAACUGCUACAACUGGUCUUUGGAUUUCUGCCCUCUGCCGCCCUGAGGGAAGCUGCGCUCGUGUCCACAUGCUUUCACCGCCACGCCACCGACUUCCUCUGGCAGCAUGUUAAUCUCAUGGAUAAACCUCACUUCUAUGAGAAUGAAAACUUCAUGGACAUCGUUCCCGACCGGAGCACGGGAGAGACGGACCAGCAUGACGAUACCCCAAUCAUCUUCAAGCUGUCUAUUCUAGCUACCAACCCGACCAUCGCCUCCAAAGUCCAAGUCCUGACACACCGCUGCCACCUCCCGACCCCAAACAUCUUCUCCGAAUUGCCACACAUGCACUUUGACUCCGAGAAUCUGUCGCAGGACAACCGCAUUCACACCCUCCUCUGGCUCGCCAUUCGGAACCUGACCAACGUACAUACGCUACGAAUAGUAUACGGACAUUACAACUUGACACGGAUACUGCUCGCAGCUUUCCUGGACAAGAGGCGACCACAGCGCGUUCCGUUGCGCAAACUGUGGGUAGAGAGCUCGUGCUUGUCAGGAUUCGAAACCAAUUACAACGACCUGCUGUCACCCGAAUAUGCGACGGGUCUGGAGUCAGUGCGUAUUCGUCGUCUGCGCGUGGAGCUUGAAACCCCCUCAGAGCGGAGCAAGGCACAAUUUGAGUACAGACUCGCACGUGGCGGGAGGAGUCUUGCGAUGCACAACGCUGCUGGGGGCUUCCUGCACACUACUGUCGAUAUACACGCAUUCCCAGCUCGUCUUCCGGCCACGGUUGUGUUGCCUACUCCUGCCGAGUUGCGAGCGAAGGCGGACGCGUACGACACGCUGAUCUGGGACAGACUCAAUUUCGAUGGCCCGGAGAUCCAACAUUUUGUCGAUUCCAAUCAGUUUCCCUGCCCCAAUCUCAAGUCCGGACCCUCAAAUUCAAUGAUGAACAUUAUCGGGAAGUCAUGGUCGACCCUGACGAGCUUGAAUCUGGAUUGGAUACUCUGGCGACAGCAUGGCUCGACUGAUGAUACACAGGCAAUUAGCGACCUACGACAACUCUCACAACUAAGGUUUCCCAAUUUACGGUCGUUUCAACUCCGAAAUGCCGUAGUUGAUGAGACAGGGCUACCAGACGGUGUUUUUCUACUCGAAGACAUGUUCCUAACUUUCAUGGAAGUACACACGAAGAUACAGUGCCUUGCAUGGCCGCUGGAUCGUGUGUACUCCCACGUGAAGCCCAGUUCUGAUGUGUUGAUCCGCGCGCGGGCUGUUGUGGCCCAUCUCCGCAACGUGCUCGUCGAGCUACGGCUAGACAGUUUCUAUUCUGGGAACGGCGAAAUGAACACGGAUGAAGGACGAGAGCCUCACGAACGGGAAGAGCGCGUCCGCCGUCGCCGCUUUAUCAGCGAGUUUGCCGCGCACAUGCGCAAGAUUGAACAGCUCAAGCUUGAAGGCGGCAUUCCCCGUGACGAGAAGAGGGAGCUGGUACGAGCACUGCACCAAUGCCAAUUGAAGAAGCUCGUGCUCAUUGGAGUCACGUUCCCAAUAGGGAAUACAUGGGGUGCAAGGGGGAUUGAUCUAAAGCAGCACGACCCGAACCAUGUAUCCGAUGCCACGUAUCAGCUGGAAGAGGAGGAUUUUGAUGGCAUUCUCGCAUCGUAUAAGAACGGAACUGUCAUUUCUAACGAUUGCAGCUUUGAGCCAUACUACGGUUGGCGCGCAGAAGCUCCGUUCAUGCAGUGUAUUGCUCUUCACCACGCAUCAACGAUCGAAGAACUCAAGCUAUGUGGCUACAACGGCAGCCCCAUUCUUUCGUACCUGACUCCGAUCACUACCCCGCUACUCUACCCUCUACGACACUUCGACAAUUUGAAGCAACUGGUAAUAUCUUUCUGGCUCUUGACGACGUUCGAAGACCAGUAUCGCGACGCCGAGAUCAUUCAAUCAUGGAUGGACACCCGCUCGCCAGCUUCCACGGCGCUCGUUGUAGUCACACCACCCGCAACUCCCCCCAUUGCCCCACCCGUGGACCCUGCAAUGAUGCCUCGGGCUCGCAAUCAAACGUCCAGGCAGCAAAACUUCAACCGAUGGGCCGUGACACUCAAGACGCGCUUCACUCCCAGCGCUCUCGCAUAUCGCGUUGCAGAGGACAUCGCGCCGCACUUGAGUGAGGUUGCCAAGGCGAGGCCUGGCGGCGUGCGCGUUCGAGCGAGCUUCUGUCUGGGCACGCGGGAAGAAUCACGGUCUGCCAACGACAUCUUCGAUCUGGACAUCCGCAUUGGAAGGCAGGGUAAGGUGUUGGAAUUUAUUGGACCGAGGGAGGAGGCCGAGAAGGGGAGAUUCUGGCAGAAGCUGGAGCGGAGGCGGUGGUUCUAG
Molecule: messenger RNA, 2439 nt
Organism: Paraphaeosphaeria sporulosa
Lineage: Eukaryota; Fungi; Ascomycota; Dothideomycetes; Pleosporales; Didymosphaeriaceae
Exons: 5
Coding region: 1-2439 (812 amino acids)
Molecular function (GO): protein binding
Source: RefSeq, a predicted model, not a curated record